UCUAAAUGCCUUUUGAAUGCUUAAAUGACAGCUAACAAAUGUUGUCAACUAAAAUAUCAAAUCUAUUAUUUGUGAGAAUCGGUCACAGAUCGCUCCUUAAACGGUGGAAUUCACAAUAUGAUAGUACCAGAAAAAACCUUAUUUUAACAAAGGAGACUAAGGUAAUAUGCCAGGGAUUCACAGGACAAGCAGGGACGCUACACAGUAAACUUUGCAUCGAGUAUGGCACGAAAAUGGUGGGCGGUAUAAACCCUAAAAAAGGUGGUACGAAACACUUGGAUCUGCCAGUUUUUGCUAGUGUGAAAGAGGCUAAAGCUGCUGUUAAUCCUCAUGCUUCUGUUAUCUUUGUACCCGCUCCUGGGGGCGCCAAGGCAAUUUUUGAGGCCAUUGAAGCAGAAAUUCCAUUGAUAAUAUGUAUCACCGAAGGCAUACCAAUCCAUGACAUGGUGAAAGUGAAAGAUGCGCUAUUAAAGCAAAGUAAGAGCAGGAUGGUUGGACCGAACUGUCCUGGCAUUAUAGCUUCUGGCAAGUGCAAGAUUGGUAUUAUGCCCAAUCAGAUACAUAAGCAAGGUAUGGUAGGAGUAGUAUCGCGAUCUGGUACUCUAACUUAUGAAGCUGUUAACCAGACUACAUUAGCUGGCCUAGGUCAGACCCUAUGUGUUGGAAUAGGAGGUGACCCGUUCAAUGGAACUACAUUCAUUGACUGUCUAGAUAUUUUUUUGAAGGAUAAGGAUACAAAAGGAAUCAUUUUAAUAGGAGAGAUAGGGGGACAGGCAGAAGAGCAGGCAGCAGAGUAUCUCAUGGAACACAACGUAGGGGCAGCGACUAAGCCGGUGGUGUCGUAUAUAGCAGGAAUCUCAGCUCCACCAGGAAGAAGAAUGGGUCAUGCUGGGGCUAUAAUCUCAGGAAGUAAAGGCAGGGCUGAGGACAAACAAGAGGCCCUUCAGAAAGCAGGGGUGCACAUUGCCAAAUUUCCUACGGAGAUGGGGCCUACGCUGGCUGGGGUUAUGAAAAGGAUGAAAAUAGUGUGAUACUCGUGCAUUAUGAUACAAAAAUAAAGAUUUGCUUUGUAAAGUUGGUAGUUAUAUUUAUCAAGACUAG
Acanthoscelides obtectus is the source of this 1101-nucleotide messenger RNA. The record is from the annotation of a GenBank genome assembly. NCBI's taxonomy places the organism in Eukaryota, Metazoa, Arthropoda, Insecta, Coleoptera, Chrysomelidae.